UAUCCAGGAUGUUUGUUCUCAUCUGGUCAACUCUGUUUUUCUCUGUAAGAGGCAGCAGUGCUGACAAAGGUUUGCGUCUGCUAGUUUGUAAACCUGUAUUUCUGCAAAUCUGAUUUUUUGUAUAUAUCUGUAUGUGAAACUAUUUUCAUGACAUGAAUCUAGAUAAAAAGCAUUUAUUCACACUCACACAUAAUUUAACAGUGCCAUUGCUAUCUGUUGACUUGUAUGUAAUAAAAAAAUCUUUUGUUAACUGCACAUAUAAUAAGAUAAGAAAUGUGAAACCUUUCAUCUUUCCCUUUGCAUUAACAGUUACCUCAGUCUGGGGACGACAACACUGUAGAGGCAAAGGAUACUGUGUUACUCUGAGUGAGCGAGAACUAACAGCAGAGGCUGGACUCUGUGUUGUGAUCCCGUGUUCUUUCACUACUGCUGCUAACUUUACACCCAAACAUAUAGUUUGGUACAAAUGCGAAGCGUCUAAAAAAUGUAGUGAUGCUGACAUAACAUUUCACAGCAACAAGAAAAAAAAAAAAGUUCAGUCUGGGUUUGAAGGACGAGUGUCAAGUUUGGAGUCCGACGCGAGUCAGAAAAACUGCAGCAUCAUCAUUAAUGAUCUGAAAGUGUCUGAUUCUGGAUCAUAUCAGCUCAAAGUUACUGGAGAAUGGAAUGGGAAAAAAAAUGCAUCUUCAAUCAAUCCAAGGGUAAAUGUCUCUGUUAAAGGUCUUAAACAAAAGCCCACAGUAAUGAUUCCCACACUGACAGAGGGACAGCAGGCCACACUGACCUGCACUGCUCCUGGUCUCUGCUCUGGAUCUGCUCCUCAAAUCACCUGGACAUGGAGAGGAGCAGGAGGGACUGAAUCUUACAUUACAGGAAACAGCACUGAUUUCAAGACUGAGAAUCUGACUGAUGUAACACAGAGACAUGUCUCAACUUUGACCUUUAACCCUUCAGCUGAACAGCACAACACCAAUGUCACCUGUAAAAUCCACUUCACAGGUGAAACGACUACAGAAAAGACUGCAGGUUUGAAUGUAAACUAUGUGAAGGAGGUUUACAUCACUGGUGUUACAACUGUCAGGGACGGUGAGGCUCUGAAUCUGACCUGCAAUGUUCACAGUUUCCCUCCAUCUCUGAUUAUUUGGUCUAAACUUGGUUACAAUGAAACUCUUCACAUUGACACUGGAUCAGCCAAUCUUGUCAUCACCAAUGUAACAGCAGGAGAUGCUCGACAGUACGUCUGCACAGCUAAAUAUAUGAACAAUACCCUGAAGGACAAAGUCAACGUCACAGUGAUAUGGUUUUCAAAGAUACAGAAGGGCUCUGGAUGUGUGCUUCAGUCAGAGGUUUUGACCUGUGUGUGUAUCAGUGAAGGGUUUCCUUUACCUACUAUCAAUUGGCCGCUACUGAAGAACCACACUGAGUACUCUGUCAUUACUACUGUGUCAAACCACACAGUCAACAGCACUAUCAGUCUAACUGUAAAAAGCCAUGGCAACAGCACUGUUGAAUGUGUGAGUAACAAUGGAAAUGGAGAAGAAAGAGAAAUCCUCCUUAUCCAUCAAAACUUGUCUGAAAAACAUGAGCAAUCAUCUGGUGUCAGGCUGGCAUACCUGAAAGUCACUAUUGCCUUUUUGACUGGGGUACUUUUUUCAGCAGUCCUUUGCUGUUUGGCCAAACAUUGCUACAGAAACAAACAAAAGACUUCCAGAAGUUUGGAGAUGAGGACACAUCAAGAUGAUAAACUGGUCUAUGAUGGUCAAGAAUUACAGGACAAUCUGACUCUUAACUCAAACAGCGGGCCAAAAGAAGUGGAGUAUGCUGACAUUAAUUUUUCCUUGUUGAAAAGAAAUGGUGCCAGAGAGGCAGCAAGGAGGCAAGAGAGCACAAAGACGGUAUAUGCUGAAGUUAAGAAAGCAGUCGAAGAACGGGAAGAUGAUGCUGAAGAGGAAGGUGAAAUGCUGGAGGCCAAAGAGGACGAGAUGGUAGUGGAGAUGGAGAUGAAAUACUGUGAACCAGAAAAGGAGUUAGAAAUGGGAAAGGAGAGAGUGUACGCCACUGUGAAUGAUGUUACUGAUGAAAUUUGAGGAAUGUUUUAUUGUGGAGUUGAUUGAGAUAAAGAAUCUCUCAUCACACGUAAUGAACAUCACGCCUUUACAUACAACAGCA
Molecule: messenger RNA, 2169 nt
Organism: Pundamilia nyererei
Lineage: Eukaryota; Metazoa; Chordata; Actinopteri; Cichliformes; Cichlidae
Product: sialic acid-binding Ig-like lectin 5
Exons: 7
Coding region: 153-2087 (644 amino acids)
Biological process (GO): cell adhesion
Cellular component (GO): plasma membrane
Molecular function (GO): sialic acid binding
Source: RefSeq, a predicted model, not a curated record